GUGUGUUGGUCUCCGGCGACAUGGCUGUGAAUGGAUCCUGUUCGUAUGUUGAGGUGAAUAACUGUGUUCUGAAUGGAGUCAGGACUGCCUUGAGUGAGUCGUCCUCUAUUUGCAGUGACAUAGGGGAAAUAUCCGAAACUGAAGUUAUGAAAUCCACCAGCUGCACCUUUGAUGAUCCGUUUGACUCCAUUGAAGAGUCUUGGCAUCAUUGUGACAACAUGGUGCAGACAAGUGACAACAAGAUACAUGUGGCCAAUAGCCUGAUGGACGUGGACCAGGACCCUCGCAAACGGCUGUACUUUGCUGACGGCCGAAGGAAAGUGGACUAUGUGCUGGUGUACCACUACCGAAAACGUUCCUUCGUCAGGGGGUCUCCUAAUCAACACAGACUGUCCACUAUCUCCAAUGGUAGUUAUCCUUUAGGAGUGGAGGAAAAAGAUCCAGUGGGAGGGAAGGAUGAACCUGUGGAGGUGGUGGUGGACGUUGGACCACCAGACCCCGCCGAUGGGGAGAAAAUCAUGAUCCGAGAGGAGUUCGAGGGCAAUUUAAAACAGGCUGGGCUGGAAAUUGAGCGUGAUAAAGAGAGCAAGACUCAUGGUCAGGCUUUCAUCCGGCUACAUGCACCUUGGCAGGUGUUGAGCAGAGAGGCAGAGUUUCUCAAGAUCAAGGUGCCCACCAAAAAGAGUUACGAGUUGAGGGAAGAUAAAGGUCUGGCUGCCACCAUGAACGAACUGUGGCGGAAGUUAAAUCAACCGUUCCAGCCCAAAGUACCACAUCAGGAGCAAGAGCAAAGCCGCACCAAGUUCCUCUCUCACUGUUUUUCCCGGGACAAGCUCCACCUGUACAACAUCACCUCGAAGGACACCUUCUUCGACAAUGCCACAAGGGGCCGAAUAGUGUAUGAAAUCCUCAGACGCACCGCCUGUGCACGGACCUGCCAAACCAUGGGUAUCUCCACUCUGAUAGCUAACGGGGUUUAUGAUUCAGCAUUCCCACUGCACGAUGGAGACUUUCGCCCCACUGGACAAGCCGAGGGGAAGAACGACAGACAGCUGUUACAUGAUGAGUGGGCAAGAUACGGUGCUUUUUACAAGUAUCAGCCUGUUGAUCUUAUCAGGAAGUACUUUGGGGAGAAGAUAGGUCUCUACUUUGCCUGGCUUGGUGUCUAUACUCAGCUACUGAUGCCUGCAUCUGUGGUGGGCAUCAUCGUGUUCUUCUACGGCUGGGCCACAGUGGAAACAAACAUACCUAGCCAGGAGAUGUGUGACGAGGAUCAGAACUUCACUAUGUGUCCCCUCUGUGAUCGGGCAUGUGAUUACUGGCAUCUGAGCACAGCGUGUGGCACAGCGCGUGCCAGCCAUCUCUUUGACAACCCAGCCACCGUGUUCUUUGCCAUCUUCAUGUCCCUCUGGGCGGCCAUGUUUCUAGAGCACUGGAAGCGCAGACAGAUCAGUUUGAACUAUAGUUGGGAUCUGACAGGCAUGGAGGAGGAGGAGGAGCAUCCCAGACCGAAAUACGAAACAAUACUCCUUCAGAAGAGGCAGAGUAAGAAGAAAAAUAAGAAGAACAAAAAUGAGCCUGAGAGAGUUGUGGACGAGAGCGGGGAACUGGGGAAGGACAAAUGGAGGCAGAGGUUACUGUCAGCCAUGGCAGCUGGGAAUCCGACUGGACACGAGAAGUUAACAUGGAGGGACAGGCUGCCUGGAUAUUUCAUCAACAUUUCCUCCAUUCUGUUCAUGUUUGGAGUGACGUGCUCUGCCGUGUUCAGUGUCAUCAUUUACCGCAUCACCAUCUCCGCACUCAUGGCAAUGAGCCCAGACCCAGAUGUCAAGUCUAACGUCCGAGUGACCGUCACGGCCACCGCCGUCAUCAUCAACCUGGUGGUCAUUCUCAUUCUAGACGAGAUCUACGGCAUGGUGGCUGCCUGGCUCACAGAACUGGAGAUCCCUAAAACAGAGACCAACUUUGAGGAGCGUCUGAUUCUGAAGGCUUUCCUCCUGAAGUUCAUGAAUGCCUAUGCACCCAUCUUCUACGUGGCCUUCUUUAAAGGGAGGUUUGCAGGCCGCCCCGGUGACUACGUUUAUGUCUUCAAUGACUACCGUAUGGAAGAGUGUGCUCCUGGCGGCUGUCUAAUUGAACUCUGCAUCCAGCUCAGUAUCAUCAUGUUGGGGAAGCAGCUUAUUCAAAAUAACAUCUUUGAGAUUGGCAUACCAAAGCUGAAGAAGCUGUGCCGCACGCUAAAGGAUAAGGAGCGGGACCCCAAGGAGAUUGUGGAGCAGCCAGGACGCCGCCAACAAUGGCAUCUGGACUAUGACCUGGAGCCUUUUGACGGACUCACACCUGAAUACAUGGAGAUGAUCAUUCAGUUUGGUUUUGUGUCGCUCUUUGUGGCCUCAUUCCCCUUGGCUCCGCUUUUCGCCCUCUUAAACAAUAUCAUCGAGAUCCGCCUCGACGCCAAGAAGUUUGUCACUGAGCUUCGCAGGCCAGAUGCCGUGAGGGCCAAAGAUAUUGGUAUCUGGUACAACAUCUUGAGUGGUUUGGGAAAGUUCUCAGUCAUCAUCAAUGCUUUUGUCAUCUCCUUCACAUCAGAUUUCAUCCCUCGCCUGGUCUACCAGUACAUAUACAGCGAGACAGGGACCAUGCACGGCUUCAUCAACCACACGCUCUCUUACUUUAAUGUCAGCAACUUUAAACCUGGAACUGUGCCUUCAGUCUCCAGUCUCGGCAAAGACAUUACAGUCUGCAGAUACAAGGACUACAGAGAACCGCCAUGGUCGACUGAGGCGUACCAGUUCUCUAAACAGUACUGGUCGGUUCUAGCUGCUCGGUUAGGUUUCGUUAUAUUGUUCCAGAACCUGGUGAUAACCAUGAGCAUGCUGGUGGCCUGGGUCAUCCCGGACGUGCCCAAAAACAUCAGCGAGCAGCUUAAGAAGGAGAAGACUCUUCUGGUGGACGUCUUCCUAAACGAGGAAAAGGAGAAGUUGCAGCUGAUCCAGAGCCUGUUCUCUAAAGAUUUGACCCAAGAGCAGCAGGAUGAGGUGCAGGUGUCGGAUCAGACCUCGCUGCCCCUUCAGGAAACCCACACUGGACCGGUCCUUUCCGCCCCGUGCCCGGGCUCCACAGCUCCCCGCACCCGUCCCCGAGCUGCAAGCUUCAGCCAAUUCACCCGCCAGAUGUCCAUGUCUCCCCGCAGCGACAUCACCCAGCACACGGCCGUGUGAAGGAGGUCGGGCGAGAGAAGAUGAGUCUACCGGUGGAGCGUGUUUAACAGUGCCUGCGCGCUAGGUUUUGAGGAUUUGCCGAAGUUUGAGGCUCUGUGUUGGGAGUUUUGGGAAUCAGGUGUUGUCACUCCUUUUGGUCUCUGAGCUGUAUGUCUGAAUGCCUGUCUACAGGCUCCACGUCUGGUUUUUAAACACACAGAUGUUCCUAGCGUUUUCAGGGACAUCUGACACUUGAGCUUCAAUAGGACCGCUUGCAGAUGCAGUUCAUUCCAUAUGCAUUGGCGUUCGUUGAGUGCAGGAACACGAGCGGGUCUCACAUCCUCUUGGAACGUUUUUCUCCUUGACCUGUUCUUGAACGAGGAUGUUUGUCGGGACAAACUCACAAAGAGCAGCACACAUUUGGUGACGUUGCGUAAUCUGUACAUGCUGUCCAAAUGCAAACUGCUUUGCACAUUGUCCACGAGAUGUAGCAUAUAACGGCAAAUAAUAACCCUUCAUUUUCUCAGGUAACAGCGCCACUGUAGGCUGUAUUUGUUCUCAUCAAUUGGGUGAAUAAAGACUAUGAUGCGUGUUAGUAAGUUAAGGUGCAAAGAACACAAUUACGAUGUGGUAAUGCGACGUAUCCUGUGAAAUGUGUGGCGUUUUGUCUUUUUAACGUCCCAGCCCUCUCAUAAUGCAUCACAUAAAGGCAAUGUGUAAUUAAACUCAAGUUUGUCAAUCCAUAUAUUUAUGCUACGCCUCCUUCUGAUAAACUGCGGGGCUGUAGAUUGGGAUCACACAGCAUUCGCUGUAUUUAUGAUUGUGGAGCAGCUGGUCUUUUUGUGCCAUGUCAUCUGUAAUCAUCCCAUGAAUUUGCCGUCACUGGUGUGGGAAGGUUGAAGGGGGGUUACUGUCAUCCAGGGAGGAAACAUGGAUAGAUGUUGUGUGCCAACAUCUGGCCAUCAAGUCAUCAUUCACUAUGCCUCAUAGGACUUAAUACUCAUGCAAGAAGAAUAAAUAUUUAAUCCCAAUUA
Pimephales promelas (fathead minnow) is the source of this 4234-nucleotide messenger RNA. It is a transcript of the gene ano2b, whose product is annotated as anoctamin 2b. Gene Ontology annotation, molecular function: protein dimerization activity; intracellularly calcium-gated chloride channel activity. The record is from RefSeq and is a predicted model, not a curated record. Gene Ontology annotation, biological process: chloride transmembrane transport. Gene Ontology annotation, cellular component: plasma membrane. NCBI's taxonomy places the organism in Eukaryota, Metazoa, Chordata, Actinopteri, Cypriniformes, Leuciscidae.